AUGCCCUUGGCGCUGGUCAGCCUCCUGCUGAUUGGAAUUGCAGCAUGGGGCAUUGGCUUUGGCCUCAUCUCUAGUUUGAGAGUCGUUGGAGUAGCAAUUGCAGUAGGAAUUUUCCUCUUCCUAAUUGCCUUGGUUGGACUGAUUGGUGCGGUGAAGCAUCAUCAAGUGUUGCUGUUCUUUUACAUGAUUAUUCUUUUGCUCAUCUUUAUUGUACAGUUUUCUGUCUCCUGUGCCUGCUUGGCACUAAACAAGGAACAGCAGAGUCAGCUUCUAGAGGUUGGAUGGAAUAACACAAACAGUGCAAGAGCAGAUAUUGAGAGAAACCUGAAUUGUUGUGGAUUCAGAACCUUUGAUCCCAAUGAAACCUGCUUGUCUGAUUGCUUUAGAAGUCACCAGUGUCAACCGUGUUUAUUGGUAAUAGAAGAAUAUUCUGGAAUGGUGCUGAGAUUUGUUGGAGGCAUAGGACUCUUCUUCAGCUUCACAGAGAUUUUAGGAGUCUGGCUGACCUACAGAUACAGGAACCAAAAGGAUCCCCGUGCAAAUCCGAGUGCAUUUCUUUGAUAAGUUUAUAUGAAGGACUGAAUCUUCUUCCUGUGACCUCUACUUCAACAUAUUAAUUCUCCAUAGUUUCUCAUUUCUCCAUAAUAGGG
Tinamus guttatus (white-throated tinamou) is the source of this 650-nucleotide messenger RNA. Lineage: Eukaryota; Metazoa; Chordata; Aves; Tinamiformes; Tinamidae. The record is from RefSeq and is a predicted model, not a curated record.